UAAUCGAGCGGCGUGACGUCGAGCCGCAUCAAACGCUUCCCUUCAGGAUGGAGCUUUAUUACGCACGAAUACCUAAACGACUGGCCUGAUAUCAAAUUGAACGAUCAUAAAUAAUAACGCGAGAGUUUGCAACUUGCCUGCCGACUGUGGUCACAACUGUCAGCGGCGGAUACGCGCGUGACCCAGCGCCCAUACUGUUACUGUACACGGCCGCGGAGAUAAUAUUCGUAUGAAAAUAAUACAUGGCAUAAUCCCGAGGUAAGGACGGGAAUCGAGGGGCUGCGCAGAGCUGCGCGUUCCCCCCCGCGUUCACUUCUCUCGCCCUCGUGGAUGUGGAAGAUUACUGCACUAAACAGAUCCCCGUGCCUCCUUUAGCAACAGCGCGAGGAUUUUUUUACUCCUCCUUCGUAUUAAAGUCGCCAUUUUGCUUGACUGCCUAUGAAAGCUUCUUGUAUUUUCAUAUUUUUUGGCGGCGUUGCUGUGUAUUUGCGCGUGUGCUUUUGAGUUGGAUUUCAACGCGAGGUUACAGAGAGAGCUCGUGGAUUUCAUAUUAAUGAAGAGGGGCACCGUGUGGAGUCUGCAAACAAGGUGAAAGUGUUCAGCUUUCUCUUCCUCGGCUUUUUUUCCUCCUCGCCUCCUCUUCCUCCUUCUUCGUCAUCAUCUUCCUCCGCGGAUACGCGUGACGCCCGUCUGUCCGCGGCGGACGCGACCGACCCCCUGCGCGUCAGGUGCGUUUGCCAUGUAAAGUGAAGCGGCGCGACGCGAGAGUAAAGGCUACAGCCUGACCCCACGUGGGUGACCCCUCUCACCCGCUCACAGUGUUGGGUGGAUCGGGCUUUCCAGGCAUGGACGCCUCCAGUGGUGCCCGGGUGGUGAAACCGUCUUCGGGCAUGUCUAAGGGGCGCACUGCCAAACAAACCCACCCCCCUGAGAUGGCCCGGAUGGGAAGCACGGAAAACGACAAUCACGGCUCUUUCUCAGGUUCCUCCUGUACUGAGAAGUCAGAGGGCAAGAAGAAAGGGCGCCCCCGUGCCGAGGUGCAGGAACUGCGCAAUAUUCCUGCUCAUAUGAUAGUUCAGUGGAAAGAGGAGUUUAAAAGUCGUUCCAGGGUGAAAUGUCCGUGCUCGGGCUGCUGGCUGGAAUUCCCCAGUAUUUAUGGACUUAAAUAUCAUUAUCAGAGAUGCCAAGGGGCGACCAAAGCAGAGAAGCUGAGUCACAGAUGCCCAUACUGUGAGGCUGUGUUUGCCACGAAGGUGCGUCUUCAAAAGCACAAACUGUGGAACCACCCAGAAAGGGUCACCGUGGAGACCAAGUCUGGGGUCACCCUGGAUACCAAACCCGAUCUCAAGUCCGAACCCAAACAGCAGAAGAGCCUUGUGAAGGGCAAUGCCAAAAAAAGGCCCACAGAGAACAGCCCUCCGUCUCCCGCAUUUUUCAAGGUGAAGAAGACCCAGGAGGUAUCUCAGCCCUCACAGAACGGAGAGUGCACCCCCCAAAGACCGGAGAGGAGACUGCAGCACAGUUCUCAGCACCAGGGGACGUCUGUAGACACUGAGGGCAGUGACAGCGAGGAAGACAGUCUACCCCCACCAUUCCCCGAGGAGGAUCCUGAAAGAAUGAAGCACAGGAGGAAGCAGAAAACUCCAAAGAAGUUCACCGGGGAGCAGCCGUCUAUUUCAGGAACGUUCGGCUUGAAAGGGAUGAAUAAAGUGGAGGAGAAGUUGAAAGCAGGCCGGAUGAAAAGGGCGGAGGGGGCUUUGUUCACAGACGAGUCCCAAAGGAAGCAGUCAGCUCCAGCGGCCACCAGAAAAGAAUCUACUUCUAUCAGUUCAGUGCCCCCUGCUGAAGCCCAAUGGCAGAACACCAUCUCUGAGAGGGGAGAGGUGGUUUGCCCAACCUGCUCUGUCGUCACCCGCAAGACCGUGUCGGGCCUUAAGAAGCACAUGGAGAUCUGUCAGAAGCUGCGUGACGCUCUCAAAUGUCAGAAGUGCCAAAAACAGUUCCGAUCCAAAGCUGGACUCAAUUACCACAGCAUGGCUGACCACGCUAAGCCCUCGGCGAGCGAAAAUGUGGCUGGGGAGGAGCAGGAGGAGAGAGAGAGAUUACGGCGCGUCCUCAAACAGAUGGGCCGAAUCAAGUGCCCCAACGAGGGCUGUUCGGCUCAUUUCUCCAGUCUGAUGGGAUAUCAGUAUCAUCAGAAACGCUGUGGCUCAGAUGUGCUUGAAUCAGAGAGGCCUGUUUUCCUCUGCCAGCAUUGUGGUAAGGCCUAUCGCUCCAAAGCUGGUCGUGACUACCACCUGCGCUCUGAGCACCCCGCCACUGCCCCGCCCAUGCCGACGCUCACUGCUGAUGAGUGGAAAGAGGACGAGAGCAAAGAUGAGGAGGAGAUGCAGGAAGAUGAAGAACCUGUGCUGAAGAAGGGCAGCGAGAAGGUGAAGGAUCAAGAAGAGGAGCAGGAGGAGAAGAAAGAGAAGACCGAAGCACAGGAGCUGCUGGAUUUGGAGAGGACGCCCAGCGGCAGGGUGCGACGACGCUCGGCUCAGGUGGCCGUGUUUCACCUGCAGGAGAUCGCAGAGGACGAGCUGGCCAAAGACUGGGGCACGAAACGGCGCAUCAAAGACGACCUCGUGCCAGACAUCAAAAGGCUCAACUACACACGACCAGGCCUUCCUAGCUUUAGCCCCCAAGCUGUGGAGAGCUGGAAGAACGAAGUAAAGGAUAAAGGAUUCAUCUGCUGCCCCAAUGUUAACUGUGAGGCUAUCUACUCAAGUGUAUCUGGUCUUAAAGCGCACUUGGCAAACUGCAACAAGGGAGGGGGCGACAUAGGAAAGUACACAUGCUUGCUCUGUCAAAAGGAGUUUAGCUCAGAGAGCGGCGUAAAAUACCACAUCAGCAAGACACAUUCUCAGAACUGGUUUCGGGCGUCAACCCAUGAGGUAACUAACAACAAAAGAAGCGAGCCAGAGAGCAACGGCUUACAGAAAGUGGUGAAAAACGGCAUGCCUGGCAAGAAGAGGGGGCGAAAACCCAAAGAGCGCCCCCCGGAGAUGACCUUCCCAGCAGAGACUCACAGCUUCGCUCCUUCUUCAGUUCAGAUUCCACCUCAGGCCUCUGAAACUCCCACGCCCAACACCCCGAUCACACCCCCUACCCCUGUGGACAGCGUGAGUCCUGCCCAACCCAGAGACACACAGCCGCCUGUAAAGAAAAGGGGCAAACCUAAGAAAGUGCCGACCACUGAGUAACACAGCAUUUGCUACGUCAGCACCAGACGGGACUCCACCAGUAAACGAAUAAAACUCGAUUGAAUUCCGAAAUGGAGGAGAACACAGACGACAGAACGAGCAGAUCGAGAGGAUGCUAAACAGCAGAAACGUUUUGAUCUUGUAUUGAUUUCUCACUGAUCUUUGUGUUUUUUAAGCCGAGUAUAUACAUUACGUGUGCGCUUACGUAUGCUGGUAUAUAUUACUCCUGUUGUUUUUCCAUUCCAUUUUUAGAGUUCACUUUAAAAAGCUGUCCACUCGAUAAGAGUUUCCGGUUGAUAUACAGCACACAAUAUAGACGUAGGCGUUCACGGAAGCUUUUUAGAUGCGAAGUUACGAACAUAUCUACUGAAUUUGUGGGGUAGCUGCGUCAAAACAUGUCCGGCGGUUUCAUGGUUUUGUGUUCAAAGAAUAUCAAACUCAUUCAGUUAGCAUGGUGAGCUAAUUUACUGCUACAGAUAUACUCUGCUGUGUAUAUAUAAUAUCUAUAACUAUAUAUGAAUAUAUUCAAAGCAAUUCAUUUUCGUCCAUCGCUUUCAAACGAGGUGGGUCAAAACAAAGUUUCAGUGGUAAUCGUUUUGUUCGCUUUUUCUUGGGAUGCAUUUGGGUCGUUGGCAGCUGAAUGAAGGGUUGGAUUUGAGUCGACGGCUGUUGUAACAGUGCGCUGCUGUGCAGUAGUGUUGCUUUCGUGGUUUCGUCCUGUCUCGUGCUCGGAGUCGUGAGAGGUCUGAGCACGCAGCUUUGUGUAACUCGCAUCCCUUUGGGCUGUUUGCAGUAGUUGUAGUUUGCCACAGUUGGUCGGAGAUCAUUGUGAAAACCUUCAACUGCUUGGAAAUUUGGUAGUAGUUCAUUUAGUCUGUUUUUCGUUAUAAAGUACAAUGAAAAAAUGGGUUUUGGUCCCUACUGAAAAGACCAGUAUUGGUCUUGUCAUACGGGGUGCUUAACUAAGAAGGAAUAGUGCAGAUGUUUAAAGAAAUUCAAACAGAUUGCAAAAUAGAAGGUUUGUGGUGGCACAUGCUGCCUUGUAAAUUAAUUAAAAUAUGUUGGCUGGAAAUUGAACUCCAACAAAGCACAGGAAUGCCCUUUGACAUCUGUGAUGUCAUCAGUGUUCGCAUCAGCUACAGUUAGUGCUGCUCAACAGGACGACUCCAGCUAGCACUAAAACAUCAAGUACACUGAAUCCUCUAAAUGUUCAAGAUAGUUUACCCCAAAAUAAAAAAUGAUGUUUUAUACAAUAAAAGUAAAUGGUGAUGAGGCUCUAAAGCUCUUAAAAUGACGAAAGAGCACAGUAAAAGUAGUUAUGUCAGUCUUAAUAUCAAUUUUGUGUUUUAAAUACGUUUUUGCAUUACAGUAGGAUCAUUUUAUGUAGACUGUAAAAAACUUUACAGAUUUUUACUGUUUUAUUUUACAUUUUUGAAAUGCCGUAAAAAAUGUCAAAAAUGAGAAAUAGACUGCAAAUUUACAUGUUUACAGAUUUACAUAGAGUAACAUGACAAACAUCAUUUCAUUAUACGUAAACGUUACUUUACAUUUUUCUGCCGCCCUACUGUUUUUUACGUGUUUUUAUUACAGUGUAGGGAACUGUAAAUCACAAAAAAUGACUUGUAUGAAAUACUAUCAUGAAACUGUUCUUUUUUUUCAUUUUUGGAGCUGAAGAGCCCCUGUCCCCAUUCACUUUCAUUGAAUGUAAAAGAGCAGCAUAAACUGUAGUCUACGAUUCUUAAAAAUAUCUUCUUUUCGUGAUUCACAAAAGAAAGUCUUCAUUUUCAUUCAUUUUUGCCUGAAAAUGUUUAACGGGCCAAGCUGCUCCGUAGAGUACAAGCAAUGUGUGUCGAAUGCACUUAAAGACCUCAGUGACUGUAUGCAAUAGUGAGAGAGUUUUGCCAGGGUGGAGGUCUUUCACGUAAUGUGUACGCACUAUGACGCAAAGCAUUGGAAGAGCACAAUCGGAUUGGUCGCUGCAGACUCUAACCGCAGACUUUGGGUUGAGAAUCAGAGAGCGUCUGUUCAGAAAAGAACGAAUGAAUCUGCACAUACUGAUUCCCAACCUUCUGAUAAAAGCCCGAUCGAGAAAAAUGUGUAUCUUGCACUUUAACCCCUCCUCCCCCCGUCCCUCCUUAUCUUGCACUUUGCAGGCACUGUUAGGCUUCCAUUCUCCCAACCUUACAAGUGGCUCUGUGUUGUAUCAGCACCCUUUCGUAAAGGUCUCAGAUCAGUUUUUACCGAUGUCCAACACACGUGAGCUAUUACAUCUGAUCACAGUGCAGUUUGGAAAGGCGUUGUGAUCCAAACGCAGUGAAUGUUUAAGGGAAGUUUGUCCCAAUUUAGAAAACCAAUCUAUUUCAAACAAGAUGUUUUAAGCCAUAACGGUUCCCAUAAAGGAGACUAAUGAAGCAUAAUUUUGAUUCUUCCUCAGUUUGCAUAAAAUACUAUAGAAUGAAGAAAAAUAUAUCAUUUGCAACAGAAAUUAAUUAUCUAUUCCAAAACCUAAUAAUUCUCAUGGAGGUACUUGAAAUCAUGAAGAAAUGCCAUAAAAUUACUAGAUUACAUGUCACAAAUGGAAAAAAGCAUAAAUUAUUAAAAUAUAUUUAUCUAAUAAGAAGAAAAAAAUAAGCUCAAUGUUGCAUACAUACAUAUUUUAUUCUAAUAUUUGUAAAUGUAAUCUUAAUCUCAUAGUUGCUUAAGAAAACUAGGGUCGGUCUGUUGUGGUUUUAGGCAAAAGGUGCUAGUAGCCAAUCUACCUUAAGGAAUGUUGCGCAUGGAAUUGUGAACCAGUUACCAGUUAGUCCACAUUGCCAUGGAGCCCCACAUUUCUGACAUGACAUACUGUAGCAACUCCCCUUUUAAAGCUGCAAUCUGUCACAUUUUCCUCUCUAUCGCCAUCUGUGUUUAAAACAUAAAAUUGCAGGUAACUGACAUUUCAUGUGAAAUUGUGAAACCCGACAACUCAAUUUAUGAAUUAUAUUAUAAGCUUACGGUUGUGAAUAAUGGUAAGGUUUUAAAAAGUGAUUGUUUAUUUAACCCCCCUCCCAAAAUUACGGAUUGCAGCUUUAACUGUCCUGCACUAGAACUGAAGUGUCAUGCAUCAAAUGUCAAGUUGUUCUUUGGCUUGACACUAAAGCCCCCCGUUGCACUAAAAAGGUUGACUUGCAUUUACUUGGUCUGUAAAAACAUUCAUGUCUUUUGAGAACAUUGUGGAAGAAGAAUAGGCAAAAUAUGAUGGGUGUUGCCAUGUUAAAACCGAGUGAGGUGCUCCUACCGCAUAACAUUUUGUUGAGUUUGUUGUUGGCUAACAAAUGACCGAUUUGGGAACAAACGUACUGUAGGCAAGAACGAAUUGCAUGCACCAUCCCAUCGAACUCUCAACGUGUGUUCUUGUGUUGCUGCUCCGCCAUGACACUAGCAAACAUGCCCAACAAAACUGAUUGGAAAGUUGAAAACAGCGCCCCUAGUGUCGUGUUAUGAAUUGCAGUCUGACAUGUUUUAAAACCAUCUUGCAUGUAUUUGCGUAGAGUAUGUUUUGGGCUCUGUACCGACACUGAGCUGUAACAUUGCUGUCUUUAGUGUAGACAAGCAAUUGUACGUUGUGAGUUUCGAGUGUUGCCCAGUAGAGUGUAUUUUAGUUGUCACAUGACAUUUGCCAUCUCAAUGACACUAAAGGUGGUGUGUAGUUUCUGCUAGGAGUUUAGUGUGUGGCUUCGAUUACCCGUCUUCCUAGAUUAUGUGGCGUACACAUAUGCAGCCGUUUUACGAUCACGACACUGCAACAGAUUUAUUUUCAAAUCUAGCAAUAGCUUGCAGCCGAAAGCACUACUGCAAGGUUAAAUAUGAUUUCCAAAGCUUGGUGCGAACUGUAUUUACUUUCUUUUGCUUGUUUGCUUCCUUGUUUGUGACAUAGUUGCUUUAACAGUUUGCAUAUGAUCCUGCGCUUUUCUAUACAGGUCAAAGUAAAUGUCAUUUCGUCAAACAAUAUACACGGUUUGUGUGUGUGCGGGCGCGAGUGUGUGUGUAGGUGUGUAUCUUUGUAUUUAGUGCACUUGUAAUCCCAUGAAAUAGGCUUGAAUAUGGAGUGUCAGUAGAGAUUUUGGUGAAUUUGAUUGUGUGCUGUGGAUUUUUGUACUAAGGGGGUCUGUAGAAAGUGGAGCCUCCUUCCAGUUUUUAAAAAAUCGUUCUUUUCAUUCUUUUAACUGUUGCGUGAAAUGAGGAUUUCACAAGUUAGAAUUUUAUCCAUCUGUAUUCUGACGGUGAACGUCCUUAGAGAAGUUUACAAACAAAAGUAAUUGUGUUUGAUUUGAACUUAGUGCUAGCUUGCCCGUUGUGUCCCGGGACCUGAGAAAAGGGGGUCUUGCUAACAUCCUCUAUGUCCACCCGUUAACAUUUUGUCCCAGACCCUGUAAAUUUAAGCGACGUCCCUGGUCCAGGGUGCAAAAGGCUAGUCUGUAGAGAAAAGUGGACAUUUUAUUCAGAUGCUCUAAAAACUGUUAAAGCUAUUAAUACUUAUCAAAUAAUGACUGUAAUGAACAAAAUGAUCUUGUCCUUUAAAGUUUUUACCUAGGUUGUUGAGAGUUAUGAAUUUAAACUGUUAUUCUCUCUCUUCUUUCCCCUGGUGUAUUAACUGUGCAUUAAUACCCUUCAAAUAAUUAAUAAAAUGUUACAAAAGA
Molecule: messenger RNA, 7924 nt
Organism: Triplophysa rosa
Lineage: Eukaryota; Metazoa; Chordata; Actinopteri; Cypriniformes; Nemacheilidae
Gene: znf512b
Product: zinc finger protein 512B
Exons: 17
Coding region: 846-3245 (799 amino acids)
Molecular function (GO): zinc ion binding
Source: RefSeq, a predicted model, not a curated record